Molecule: messenger RNA, 3846 nt
Organism: Camellia sinensis
Lineage: Eukaryota; Viridiplantae; Streptophyta; Magnoliopsida; Ericales; Theaceae
Product: squamosa promoter-binding-like protein 1
Cellular component (GO): nucleus
Molecular function (GO): DNA binding
Source: RefSeq, a predicted model, not a curated record
UUCAUUUUCGCCUCUACUUUCAGCACCUCAUCUCAUCUCUCACCUCGCUGUUCUCUCUCUCUCUCUCUGUGUAUCGCCGCCGAUCUUGGCAGAUACGCAACUCCACCACCUACAGCUGUUCGGAUCCAGCGUCGCCACCACGACCACCACCUCUGUCGGCAAGUUGGUUCUCUGUUCUUGUCUUUUUUUUUUUUUAGGUCUUGAAUUACAGUUAAUUUAUUGAUUUUGAUUAGUAUUUCUGUUCAUGACGGUGUGUUAUCGAACUUAGAUUGCUCUUUGCUAAUGGAAAUUAGAGAUUGUGGUUGUUGUUAUGAUGUUGGUGAGCCAAUCACUCGUUAAUUUAAGGGUUUAAUUUGGGCAUGUGGUUUGCCCUUCUUUGGACUCAUGGUUGUGUCGGUGGGCUGUUUUUGGAUUUCUGGGGGCCUUUUUAAGCUUAUUAGAAGGCGUUUGGCUGGUUCACUUUUUCGUGAAUUUAGGUUACUAGUGAUUAUUUAAGGCUUGUUAUUGUACAGCUUCAUCUUUGUGCUCUCUUGGGGUUGUUGUUGGAUUCGGUGUCUUUGUUCUGUGGAAUUGGAAUCUGGGAUUUAAAAAAAAAAAAAAAAUUAUAAAAAUUUUACGUUUUGAGUUUCUGAUUUUUGACUAAUGGAGGCUCAAUUUGGAGGAAAGGCUUAUCAUUUGUAUGGUCCGGUGAUUCCGAAUUUGAAGGCAGUUGGGAAGAAGAGUAUGGAAUGGGAUUUAAAUGAUUGGAAAUGGGACGGGGAUCUGUUGACUGCUGCUCCACUUAAUUCUGUACCAUCGGAUUGCCGGAGUAGGCAGUUAUUCCCGGUUGUGUCUGAAAUUCCAAUUAAUACCGCUUUGUCAAAAAGUUCAUCAUCUUGUUCGGAAGAAACCAAUUUGGGAAAUGAGAAAGGGAAGCGAGCAUUGGAGAAACGGAGGAGGGUGGUUGUUGUUGAGGAUGAAGAGUUUAAUGAUGGAGCUGGGUCCCUUAAUUUGAAGCUUGGUGGGCAAGUGUACCCUAUCACAGAAGCCGAGAUGGAAAAAUCUGUGGGAAAGUGUGGGAAGAAGAGCAAAGUGGUUGCAUCUACCUCGAACCGUGCAGUAUGUCAAGUGGAGGAUUGUCAAGUUGAUUUGACUAAUGCCAAAGAUUAUCACCGACGACACAAGGUUUGUGAUAUGCAUUCCAAGGCCACUAGAGCAUUGGUGGGAAAUGUUAUGCAGCGGUUCUGUCAGCAGUGUAGCAGGUUUCAUGUUCUUCAAGAGUUCGAUGAAGGAAAGAGAAGUUGUCGCAGGCGUUUGGCAGGCCAUAAUAAACGUAGAAGAAAGACACACCCGGAAAAUGUGGUUAGUGGAGGUUCCUUGAAUGAUGAGCAUGGUAGUAGUUAUUUGCUCAUUAGUCUGCUGAGGAUUCUCUCUAAUAUGCACACUAAUAGCUCAGAUCAAACGAAGGAUCAGGAUCUGCUAUCCCAUCUGUUGAGUAACCUUUCUAGUCUUGCUGGCUCAAUUAAUGGGACAAACUUAUCUGGAUUAUUGCCUGGUUCUCAAGAUUCACAUAAUGCUGCGACAUGUCUUCCAACUCCAGAAAAGGAUCCUCUGAGGCCUAAUGGACAAUGUGCGACUGUAUCUGCAUUUGAAGGGACAGAGAAGAGAACUUCCGCAAACAAUACACAGGAUGGACUGCUUCCAACUCCAUAUGCAAUUCCAUGUCCUAUGAGAGACGGCAUUCCAGCCAAAGCAAGUGUCCCGGAAAAUGGAAUGGGACGGAUAAAAUUGAAUGACAUAGACUUGAAUACUGUUUACGAUGAUUCUCAAGACUGCGCAGAAAACCUGGAGGGUUAUCAUGCUCCUGUAAAUCUGGGGAUUGGCUCUCUUGAUUGCACUCUAUGGGUUCCUCAUGGCAGUCAGAAGUCCAGCCCUCCUCAGAUGAGUGGGAUUUCCGGCUCCACAUCCACCCAGUCACCAUCUAGUUCCAGUGGGGAGGCUCAGAGUCGCACAGAUCGAAUUGUUUUUAAACUCUUUGGAAAAGAUCCAAGUGAUUUCCCUCUUGUACUGCGGAAACAGAUACUUGACUGGUUGUCUCACAGUCCUACUGAAAUUGAAAGCUACAUAAGACCUGGCUGUAUCAUAUUAACGAUCUAUCUUCGAUUAGGGAAAUCCACAUGGGAGGAGCUUUACUGUGAUCUGAGCUCCAGUUUGACUAGGCUUCUUGAUGCAUCAAUUGAUUCUUUCUGGAGAACAGGGUGGGUGUAUACUAGGGUGCAGCAACGUGCAGCAUUUAUAUAUGAUGGUCAGAUUGUUUUGGACACACUGUUACCUCUUAAAUGCCAUAAAAAUCGCAGUAUCUUGAGUAUCAAACCGAUUGCUGUUUCUUUCUCUGAGAGAGCUCAGUUCUUAGUUAGAGGCUUCAACCUGUCCCGGUCUAAUACAAGGUUACUAUGUGCACUAGAAGGGAAGUAUCUGGUGCAGGAAAGUUGUUCCGACGUGAUGGAGGUAGGUGAUACAUUUGUUGAUGGUGAUGAGAUCCAGUGCCUUAGCUUUUCUUGCUCUAUACCAAAUGUCACUGGGAGAGGAUUUAUUGAGGUUGAGGACCAGAGUCUCAGCAACAGCUUCUUUCCAUUUAUAGUCACAGAACAGGAUGUUUGCUCUGAGAUCUGUACUCUUGAGAGUGCAAUAGAGGUGGCUGAGAUUGCUGAUGACAUUCAUGCAGAAUCUGAAAUGAUAAAAGCCAGGAAUAAUGCAAUGGACUUCAUACACGAAAUGGGUUGGCUUCUUCACAGAAGUCAGUUGAAGUUCAGAUUGGAUCACAUGGAUCCCAAUUUGGAUCUAUUUUCUUUCAAACGGUUCAGGUGGCUAAUGGAGUUCUCCAUUGAGCAUGACUGGUGUGCUGUAGUGAAGAAACUUUUGGGCUUUGCGUUUAAUGGUACCGUGGAUGCAGGAGAACAUUCUUCCAUUGAACUUGCAUUGCUUGACAUGAGCCUCCUUCACAGAGCUGUGCGGAGAAAUUGCAGAUCUAUGGUGGAAGUCCUUUUGAGAUACAUCCCAGAUGGAGUUAUCGAUAAACCAGGCUCUGAACAGAAGCAGCAUGUUAAUGUAUUUAGACCAGAUGCCAUCGGCCCUGGGGGUUUGACUCCUCUUCACAUAGCUGCUGGUAUUGAUGGCUCAGAGAGUGUGUUGGAUGCUUUAACCGAUGAUCCUGGAUCGGUGGGAAUUGAAGCAUGGAAGGGUGCCCGUGACAGUAUGGGAAUGACACCAAAUGAUUAUGCAUGCCUGCGAGGUUACCAUUCCUACAUUCAUCUGGUCCAGAUGAAAAUCAACAGGAAGAAAUCAGGAAAUGGGCAUGUAGUGCUUGAGAUCCCUGGUGCACUCUUAGAAUCCAACAUCAAGCAGAAACUGAUGGAUGUGCAUAAGUCCUUGAAAGUUGCUAGCUUUCACACCGAGAAGAAUGAAAUGAAGCCAAUUCAGCGAGAUUGCAGGCUAUGUCAACAGAAGAUGCCAUAUGGCAGUUACAGAACAUCACUGGCUACCUACAGACCAGCAAUGCUUUCAAUGGUGGCUAUUGCUGCUGUCUGUGUAUGUGUGGCUCUUCUCUUCAAAAGCUCACCUGAAGUUGAUUAUGUUUUCGAGCCCUUCAUAUGGGAACGUUUGAAGUACGGAUCAAGCUAAGAUAGAGAAUAGGUAGUAGUUUCCUCGAUUAUUGACGACAAUAUAUAUUUUUUUAAAUUCAUGUUCAUGAGAUAAAAUGUAGCAUGUACGGAUGAUCUGUAUGGUUCUAGAUUUCGGAAGGAAAUACUAUGUAAAUUUAUGUACUGAGUUCAUUUUUAAUUACAAGAAAAUGUCAAUUAUGUAAAA